Messenger RNA from Cydia fagiglandana, 909 nucleotides. Its product is annotated as gem-associated protein 6-like. Gene Ontology annotation, cellular component: nucleus; SMN complex. The coding region runs from base 110 to 613 and encodes 167 amino acids. Lineage: Eukaryota; Metazoa; Arthropoda; Insecta; Lepidoptera; Tortricidae. Gene Ontology annotation, biological process: spliceosomal complex assembly; spliceosomal snRNP assembly. The record is from RefSeq and is a predicted model, not a curated record. The transcript has 2 exons.
AUUGACAAUUCAAAAGUCAAAACAUUGAGUCGCCGUUGCCGGCUAACGCUUUAUUUUACCAAAUAAUAAGCAAAAAUAACUCUAUUGAUUUAAAAGGUGGCAAAUAAAAAUGGAUGAAGAUCAGCAGGCUUUAGUAAGAAAUUUCGAUUCAGUUAAAGAUGUUCCAGAAAUCCUACUUUCAUACGUCAAUAAGUUUGUGAAAAUCCAGGUUAUAAAAAACAGGUGUUUUACGGGCUUUCUACAUUCUAUUGACCCUAUUAGUCUCAGUGUUAUUAUCUCAGUACCACAUGAAGGAAGUUACCGAACCACUGUUAUACCUGGGCAUGCAGUACAAGAUAUACAAGAGGAAACCCCAAGUGAUGAUAUCAAGCCACCUACUCGGAAACCCGUAACAGAGCCAACCGAAUCUGACAAAAGCCAGCGUAAAGCUCAGCUGAUAGCCUGGUUUAAAAAGAAUUUGUUGCCUUUAACGGAAAAUGGAGAUGAUUUAAUAAUAGGGAAUGUUAGUGUGCUUCCGCCAUACAGUGUAAAAGACAUUUGUGCUGAAAAUCUGGUGGUUUCUAUGCAGAUUAGAAAACUAAUGGAAUCAAUGCCUCCUAACUUUCAAGUUUAACAUAUUAGGUAUUUUGUAUAGGUAUAAUUGUUUUGUAUAUAGAUAAUAAUGAUAUUUUGAAGUGAGUUUUGAUCCGAAUAGGUAGAGUUUAAUUGCCUACACUUAAUAAAACAGAGACAAGAAUAUUUAAUUUGGUCCAGGACUUAACUCCUGGGAACUUACUAAGUAAAUUAUAAUAAAUGAAGUAAAAAUAAUACAUUCCUUGUUUUUGUCCAACUUAAUCACUAGGUCCAAAAAUAAACAACUAAUAUAAAAUAGUUUCUUUUUAAUGUCAUUUUUUAAACAAAUUAAUUUAA